This is a messenger RNA of Pseudo-nitzschia multistriata, 1485 nucleotides long. Lineage: Eukaryota; Bacillariophyta; Bacillariophyceae; Bacillariales; Bacillariaceae. The record is from the annotation of a GenBank genome assembly.
AAAAUGGCUUGACUCAAUUGACUCGAUUUCAUAUUACAGUACGUAUCGUAAUACGUACAAAUCCAUACGAAUUGCGCUUCUCAUCAUUUUUACUCGUCGUGUCAUGAUGUUGUCAACAAACCGUCAUCGAUCGAUCACGAAACGAUUCUCGUUCAGUGAGAAUUCGAAACUGCAACAUUUUCACAGUAUGUAUGACAAGAGCAUGUCAUAGUGAGGAGCAAUCAAUGAUCAUCAAUCACAGAUUUUGCCAAAGCGGAGUUAAGAAUUCAUCAGGAUCGCUUUUGAGAAUACAUUGAAUCUUAAAGAGCGCUCAUAAUAAAUCUAGACGCAAAAUGAUACGCAAACUCUGUACUUUGUACCUGGCGGUUGCUUGUUCAACCGUAACCGACCAAGCAUCGUCUUUCGUCACAACAACGUUGACGAAAAUGAAAACAAUGCGCAUAGUAGCAGAACGGCAAGGAAGCCAAAAACCAAUAAAGCAACAACCUAUUGGUUCUUCAAAUCUUCCCUUGCUUUUUGCUACGCCCUUGGACGAGGAAAAGGCAGGCAACAAGAAUAACACGGAGCAAUGGGAUCACGAAGAAUCACUUUUAGUGAUGAGUCUGAGUCCUCUGCCCGGUGUGUCAUGCGAGGAUAGUUUCUCGAGGRUAUCGCAAUACAUCCAAGGAUUCCCUAUUGCUGCUGUGCUGCCUGUUCAGCCACUUCAAGCACUUCCKACCGGCGAUGGAGGCCUGGAAAUCAAGUUCUUGCGCAGAACAAAGAAGAUCGGCAGCGUCGUAGACGGAGGAAUGAGAUUUUUUGUACGUAGACAAAAUGGAAGRAAAAAAAMCGAUCGAAUCGAGAUCGUCAUUAAAAGAAUCUCAGAGGGCCAGUCGGCUCCAAAUCUGUUCGCAGAGAAAGYCAUCGCCCAGACCUUUACCGAGGGCAUUGCAAUGGGUGGAGAUUAUUGUGAUGACAAUGGCAAGAGAAAGAAUUCUUUGRUUAGGGUUCCCAAAACCAGAAUCGCAUCCCCCACCAAAGACAAGGCUAAAAUUCAAAGCGUUUUCCACAAGUGGGUCGGGAUAUAAAUAAGCAGAAAWGUGAACRACGAAUGUACGCCCGCUCUGCAUUGAAGGUUGCCUUCCACCUUCAACCUAUUAGGUACAUUCAUGACCUUAAGCACUGACACCAAAGACCUUUCUCAGCAACGAGCUGUACUUGCUGGGUUUCGACCAUGAGUUCCCGCCCUUUGGAUCAAUGCGUCCCGAGCAUUAAAAAAUUAGAUCUUUAUCUAACAGUAUGGAGUAGUGUGAAAGUAGUAGGAUUGAAAYAUUAACCAGUGGUUUGUCUAUAGCGAUCAGCAAAAUCCUGUUCACCUGAAAUCGGGGGAGGAGCUAUCAAUCAGUCAAUAGAAAUCGAAAAUUGAAAAAAUAAUGCGGAAUGAUCCAUGUUUUUUCCGCAGCGUUUCAAAUUGCAGUAAUUCUUCAUUAAAAAAAAAUUUGUUUG